Colletotrichum lupini is the source of this 387-nucleotide messenger RNA. RefSeq lists its product as uncharacterized. The transcript has 2 exons. Lineage: Eukaryota; Fungi; Ascomycota; Sordariomycetes; Glomerellales; Glomerellaceae. The record is from RefSeq and is a predicted model, not a curated record. Bases 1 to 387 code for a protein of 128 amino acids.
AUGGAGGAAAAGAAGCAAAAGCUUGUGGGCGCCCUCAAGGGGCCGGCAGAGUUGCAACUUGUGCUCUAUCACACCGAAACUAUUGGCCGACAACUUUUUGCAUCGGCAGGCUGGCGUAUCCCGGCAUCAACGUACCGGCGGGUAAAUAUCCACCCCAACAAUGCGGCAACAUUGGAUUGUCAACGAGGUGGUCGGGUGUCAAUGUUCAGGCCGUGUUUCGGAGACUCUUAUGUCUUCCUCAAUCACUCCCGUCGCUUCACUUUGUCUCCCUAUACCAUAUUUGCGACUUUCAACAACGAACGACCAGACGAUUUGGCACGCCGUAACUCUCAUGCAUCUCGUAUCAUUGCCGCCUUUGCUAAGUUGAUGCUGAUAACAGGAACCUAA